GUGGGGCAGCGGUGGAGCUGGAGGGGCUCUGCGUGCUCUACCAGCUGUCCAGGACGGAGCUGCAGGAGAGGCCGCAAAGGAUGCUGAGCUGCGAUCUGGCAAAUUGAAACAUGACUGAUCGAGAUGAGCCUCAGGCUUCUGGCUCUGAUUACCAUGGUGCCCAAGAUCAGAUACAUGGUCAUCAGGAGCCAUCCAAGGAGUAUGCAUGGCAGACAAAUACAAGAAAGAAGUGUUCACAGUCAAGGCAGAAGAAUGCUGCUCCUGGGGAGUCUUCGAAUCAUCUUAACAGUAUAUGUGAAUCAUCAACUGCUUCAGCUGAGGUUUUACUUAUCAGCAGCGAUUCAGAAAUUAAAUACUCUUUUCUUCUUCAGUGAUGUCUCUGUUGCUCCUGGCAGUGAGUGCCGUCCUGGGUGCUCCAUUGCACCGUCAAAGCAAAAAAGGAGGUGUCAAUCUUCAAGGCAAGAAGCUGAAUCUGUUGCAGAAAUGCCUGACAAUGAAAGCUCGUCAGAUUCUUCUCUGUCUCCCCAAAGUCCAGUGAAAUCAUCGGAAGUUUCCAAGCAGCAGAAGUCAAAACUCAAUUUGAAAGCCAUUUUUGCCUAUCACUUCAGGGGAAAGAAGUUUAAAGCCGCCGCACACCGAAAAUACAAAGCUGGCUCAGGGAAGAAAAGGAAGAAAAAGAAAAAAUGUGAGGGCACAAGGAUGCCCACAGGGAGGCCACCACUGACAGCCUCACCUCAGGAGCAAAAGAGGAGGCUGCUGGACAGAGGUUUUCAGUUCCCUUUUGUCGAAAAGCAUUAUGGGGAGAAACAUAUUCCCUUAAAGAUGGUUCUUGGCUAUGAGCAAGCAGCUGCAAAGGGAUAUUUCAAGUACAUUGAAGUGCUUAAAUAUGAAGAACAUCUUAAAAAAGCUUUAAAAGCCCUUCAGGCUGGUGAAGACUUAGAAAAAGAAUGUGUGGUGUUAAGGAAACACAAAUACCUAGAUGAUGAAGGCCCCAUUUCUCCUAUUCAGGAGACAAAUGAUGAUGAGGACAGCUUGAAUUCUGACAAUAAGGAGCAAUAUGAUGCCAGAGUAGUGGAGAACAGCUCUUUCAUUAUAAGCAGCACAAUUCCCAGUAAGAAAAAAUCAAAGCCAGAAACAAAACGUGCAAAAUCAACUGCAGUGAUUGAAAUAGAGGAUGACGAAGACAGUGCUGAGGAGAACUCCUUGCCUGUGCAAGGUUCACCUCUGUGAACAGCAGAUGGGACAAAUGAGGUGUCAGCGGUCGUUUUUCAUGACCUGCUUCGUUUAAAGCAUUGGUCUGAAGUCAGUGUUGAGCUACCUACCAAGCUACCCAGUCACAUCUGGUGUAAUUUUAUAUUGCUUUUGGAGGAUGAAAUACCACUCAUUUUUCUUGCUGCAAGAGGUAAGCUGUUGGUUUCAGUUUUGUUUCCUUCAGGUAGCUUUUUUUACUGUACUUCACAAGAGGUUUUGAAAAAACAGUGCUCUAUACUUGAAGUGGAUGUAUUACAGUGCUUCACAGCUGCGCAGCUUUUGUGUGUGAAGGUUCCAAGGUCUAGAGUUCAGUCCCACAUCUCUUUCACCAGUCUGACCAUAAUUAGCCUAUAGCCUCUUUGAAUGAAAACAAAAACUUGAGUUCUUGAAUAUCUGUUAAGUGCAGUUUUUGUUAGAAGUUUUGUAUUGAAAUACUUUGUUUUUACCUGAUGUUGCGUGCUGCAGGGCAACUUUGUCUGGUUUGGACAAUACUACCUGGGAUUUUCUCUGCUGAAGAUGUUGAGGAACUACUGUACACUUAGUCUCAUCGUGGUGCCUCACACACACUUUCUGUACCAGGGCGUAUCAUACAGUUGCAGCUUCUGAUGGCUUCCCUGUGGUAAAAUUCCAUCUUAAAUCAUGUCCCAUGCAAGAACAGUAGGGACAGCAGAGAGGAGCUGGUAGUCUUGCAUGUACAUAGCUGUGAAAGCUUCUUACUGUAGGAUGUUAUCAAGUUUGUGUGGCUUCAGGACAGUGUAGGAAAUAGCAUGGAAGAAAGCACCGUGUAAGGUUACUGCAUAGGAAAACACCUGUAACAUGGGAAGCGCUGAGCUAAAGGUGAUCAAGUAAUGAAACCUUACAAGAACAUUCUUUAGUAAGAGGAUAAAGAGGAUAGGAACAGGGCGUCUUACUUGGCCAGUGAUGUAGUUAGGAGUACUGCGCUGUUCAACACAGCAUAGAUUGUUCUUAGGAUGGCAUGUCUGAUGCUGAACUCCUUGCCACAGUUACUUUUUGGUUUAACCUACCUGUCUAUAGAAUGAGAAAACACAAUAGUAGUGGAAGGUGACAGUUUUUAACAGUAACUACAGUGAAUUGGGAAAUAGCUUCAAAUGCUGUUUCAAAGAUAGUAAAAGAUGAAUGCAUUCAGUCUGUUCUAGCACUUGAUCAGGUUUUGUCUGUUUCUGUAGACAAAAACCUGGAACCUAGUGCUUAGAAAAAACCCUUCUUUUGCAACCCACAGCUGAUGAACAUAUUAGUUGUGUUACUUAUAUGAAGGGACAAUAUUUGCAUGAACUCCACUGAUCAAUCUCAGGCAUGAGUUUAAUGUACCAGAUUUGUAGAAGUGUAGGUAGCUCAGUUGUAUCUCUUUCUUUGCAGAUGAGAACACCAAUGCUGCAGCAGUGGGCAGAUUUAAUUUUUUGGGGAGCAUUUGAUUUAUUAUGGCUGUUUGCUGGCCCACUGAUUCACAAAUCUGACAGUUCAGUGAAUUUCUGUUCAACAUGGGAGUGAAGGAGGGGCAUUCUUGUGGUGUCUGGAAUGCAGUAGAAGGCCUCUACUUAAGUUGAAGUCCAUGUGAUAGUCCAGUCUGAACUACCGUCUUGGAGGCAUGUAUUUAGAGAAAAUAACAGAAGAAAUGCAGGAUGCCAUUUCACAGCAAUCCGAAGCUCUCUCUAGGGUUAGUAUGACAUUUGAAGUUUUGCAUAUACCUUAAUGACUGAAGGACUCUGGUGGCUGGAAGUCCUAUCAAAUCUAGUUUACUGUUUUGUGAGGGUUUCAUGAACUGGUUUCAACACUGCAUUACUGUAGCAUUCACUCUCUUAGGGGAACAAUUUAUUGUAACUUUGAUUUGCCUAAAAAGCAUUCAUACAAAUUUCUCAUUCAGAAAGGAGGUGAUCAGGUUAACUGCAUAAACUGACAGUUUUGCUUGGACAAGUGAGUUGCACUUUACAGUAAAUUUAUAGGGAGGAUUCUGUACAUAUUUGUAGUUAACUGCCUUUGAUGUUUGCUUUUCAGGUAACUAUUACUGUUAAAACUGUUGCUAAUAUGAAGGAGUUACUUCAUCUUCUCCAGGUGCCAGCUGUUGAAAUCAUUUACUCUCCUUCUUCCCCAAAAUAUCUUGAAACGACUUAAAAAAGACACUCAGCGGGAUAUAUAGCAGAUACAUUUCCGAUCUGCUUGAUUUUUAUCUGUCAUGUUAAUAUAUAGUACAAGGAAUGCUGAGGUCUAUCCCGAUAGGAUCUUCUCUGUAGGUUCGUGUCGUUGGAAACGCCUCACAGAAUAAACUUGUGGUUUCGCUUUACCCAUUGAACUACCUGUUAGCUCUGUGGGAUAAAACUGCAAGACAUCUUCAUGUAGCAUCCUAGGAACUGUAAUAAUGCACCGUGUUCUCCUUUAGGUGUACUGUGACAUGCUUUGAUAGAAAUGAAAAAAAUUAUUCAAGUGGAAAAGCUUGGUAAGAGUCAAAAUACAGAGUGUUUUGGGACAUCAGGUGCAACUAACGUACUAAAUUACACAGGCUGAAUUUAUUCUUCACCCAGGUUUUAGUGUAGAUACCUGACUUUUAACACUAUUUUUUGCUGCUUGAGUGUUCUGGAUGGCUUGAAACAGUCAAUUCCCCCUUCAUCAUGGAGUAAUUAUUCUUGUGGUGGCUGUAGGCAAGAAGAGACAGCACUGUGGUGUCUGUCUUGAAGUAACUUACUGCGUUUGUUUUGUGUCAAGAGAUGCUCCACAGUUUCACACUGAGCAGCUGCUGUUCAGGUGAAAGGAGCAUUAGGUGAAAUUCAUGGAGUCUGUUUUCCCUCUCCAGUUGCAUGGCAGCUUUUGUGAAAUGACAAGUACCUCUUAUUCCCAGACACUAACUGGUGCAUGGAAGAAGGCUGAAUGUUAAAAUGAGCUGUUCAUGGAUGGAGAACUGCAGCUGUUUCUCUGUAUGGCACUUCCACCCAGCUGCAUUCUCCUGAUGAGGUGUGCAAAAAGCUGUGCUACAGCAGUGCAGUGUUUGGCAUCACUGGUUUUUGUUCAGCUGUGUCUGUUAAACCUGGUAUUUUUUCUGAAACAGUCUUUGACCUCUUCAGUGAUUUAAGUGUACUUGCUUUCUAUUUUCAUGUUCCAGUGUGAGAGCUGAGUAUUAGCCUCUGGAACUCAGCAAGUGCGUUCAGUUUCUUCUUUCUAACAGGUGCUUUAGGAUACUGAACAAAGUGAACCUCCCUGUAUUAAAAAGAUGAGCUGUGGAAGGUAAAAGCAGCCUGUUUUAUAGUGUCUGCUACCAAGUUGCUGCAUGUCAGAGGGAUGAGAAACUCCACCUGAGUGCUACCAAAGUGAGUGUGAAGGCUCUGGUGAUAUUGCUGAAAGUCUGCUGCAGUGAGCUACACAGCUGUUCCAAAUGGAGAAAGAUCUUACCUAAAGUGUUUAUUGCAGUUAUUUGGCAUUAAAAGUAGUGCAUAUUGUGACUUGCCUCUUGCCCUCUUGUGAGAUAUAAAGGUGCCUGUGUGUUAGAAAAGACCCAGCUGAGUAUAUUGUGUUGUAAUUUGACUGAAAAUAACUUGAUCAGGUGUUUUCCCUCACUUCCCUGUCACUGAAUUCUCACUGUACUGAAGCCCUGGAUAGGUAUUUAUUCUGUACAGAAUGUCAUAGCAUUUAAAUAAAACUGUAUCUGAGCUGCA
Pipra filicauda (Wire-tailed manakin) is the source of this 4913-nucleotide messenger RNA. It is a transcript of the gene TAF1D, whose product is annotated as TATA-box binding protein associated factor, RNA polymerase I subunit D. Gene Ontology annotation, biological process: regulation of DNA-templated transcription. NCBI's taxonomy places the organism in Eukaryota, Metazoa, Chordata, Aves, Passeriformes, Pipridae. The record is from RefSeq and is a predicted model, not a curated record. Bases 124 to 1230 code for a protein of 368 amino acids. Gene Ontology annotation, cellular component: RNA polymerase transcription factor SL1 complex; nucleus; nucleoplasm. The transcript is spliced from 13 exons.